Oncorhynchus kisutch (coho salmon) is the source of this 8709-nucleotide messenger RNA. Its product is annotated as RING finger protein 44. Gene Ontology annotation, biological process: protein ubiquitination. The transcript is spliced from 11 exons. Bases 461 to 1804 code for a protein of 447 amino acids. Gene Ontology annotation, molecular function: ubiquitin protein ligase activity. The record is from RefSeq and is a predicted model, not a curated record. Lineage: Eukaryota; Metazoa; Chordata; Actinopteri; Salmoniformes; Salmonidae.
CACAGGGUCUAUAGCGCAAGGAUAGAGACCGUUUCCUAUCUCCCAUUUUACGAACAGGUGUUAUGUCUAUUGAAAGAUGAUUAGAACAUCCCAAUAAGAAUGCAUUGGUCUCCUUCCUCUUUUUAGUGAUAUUUCCGUCUGCAACAUUGCAGUGUUUUUCUCUGCAGUGAAGCAAUCGGACAGCCAGGGCUGACGUGCAGAUAAGAUGCUCAGACAUAAUACAUGAUGUAAUGUUUCUAGGCAAAAUAUGUAUACUGGAUCAAUAGACUUCUGAAGACACCAUUUCUUUCUUUGGUCUAAGGCAAUUCGCACUGUCUGUCUCCCGUAACAGGCCCACUUCAUUUUAUUCCACAGAUAACGAUCCUGUGCAAGGACUUCUAUCGGUAAAGACAGCGGUUAGACGCCACAAGUGCCUCCAGCACCCCUGCUCUCCUUUUCGUCGGUCCCCACGACGUCACCAAUGCGACCAUGGGAAAUAGCAGUGACUAGGCGGCCACCGACAGCCCCCUUGAACCAGAGGAGGUUCCUAGGAGAGCCCUGCAACACCCCAGUGCACCUCAGGAGAAGCCCGUCAGUGACACGACAGUGGGGGAGUCGAGACCGACCGGUCGUACUGCACGACUCCUCGCUCCAGGAUGAGAACUUCCACCACCCUCUCUUCUCCCAGCAACAUCAGCAGGUUCUUUUAGAUGAGGCCAGACAGUACAGCCACGCCAGUGCCCCGCCACGCAUGCUCCACCCUGCCGCACACCCACCUCGGCAUCAACAGACCCCCAUCAUGGUGGAGGUACACGACCAGAUGCACCAGGAAUCCGUUCCGAUCUCUUACACUGUUACCACGGUGACGACGCACGGCUUCCCCAUCCACACCGGGCAACCUCUCCCAGGGUGCAACAGUCAGCAGCUCCCAGCAUGCUCGGUAAUGUUCAGCGGACAGCUCUCUCUGCUCUGCUGCCUUCCUCCUCCUCUCAUCCAAGCCUGUACAAUGCAGCAUUUGCCAGUGUCUUACCAAGCUUUCCCACCCCUGAUCUCCAGCGAACAUUUUAUAUUGCACCCCAACCCCCCGGGGCCACCACCCCACCAGCCUCCUCACCUUACUCCUCUCAGCCAGUUCCUCCCUCUCCAGAGGCAGCACCCACGCAUGCCUCUCCAUAGGGUAGAGAAUGAAGUGGACCUCAGGGGGGACCAGCAUCCAUUAGGAACGUUCUCUUACCCUGCCUCGAGUCACCACCACCCAUCAGCGCUGCCUCCCUCUGUCCCCCUCCAGUACCUCCCUCAGGAGCCUCUGCACCAGGAGAUGCCCUCCUUCUCAGUGCCAUACCCCCACAUGCUGCCGCGACGUGUCAGUGGUCACAGGUACCGGUUACAGCAGCCCCUGCCCCCACCGCCACCGCCACCACCCUACUACCCAGGCUUCCUGCCCUACUUCCUGUCGAUGCUUCCUGUGCCUCCCACAGCAGUGGGACCAGCCAUCAGUCUGGACCUGGAUGGAGAUGACGUGGAGAUGGAGAACUACGAGGCAUUACUGAACCUGGCUGAAAGGCUGGGAGAGGCUAAACCACGAGGAAUCACCAAGGCAGACAUCGAGCAGCUUCCAUCCUACAGGUUCAACCUCGACAACCAUCAAUCUGAACAAACGCUGUGUGUUGUGUGCUUUAGUGACUUCGAGUGUCGGCAGCUGCUGAGGGUAUUACCCUGCAACCACGAGUUCCACGCCAAGUGUGUCGACAAGUGGUUAAAGACUAAUCGCACUUGUCCAAUUUGCCGGGCGGACGCGACAGAGGUGCACCACGAGGUGGAGUGACUGAUACCGGGCGGAUGCGUCAGAGGUGCACCGCGAGGUGGAGUGACUGAUACCGGGCGGACGCGUCAGAGGUGCACCGCGAGGUGGAGUGACUGAUACCGGGCGGACGCGUCAGAGGUGCACCGCGAGGUGGAGUGACUGAUACCGGGCGGACGCGUCAGAGGUGCACCGCGAGGUGGAGUGAUUGGAAAGCAGCACAAAACUAAACCCACCGGAGCCUGUCUGUCUUAGCGCCUGCCUCGGCCUCAACCUGCCCGGGGCCUUCUGCCACCUACCCUGCCUGCUUCCUGUGGCCUCCUGCCUGCUUCCUGCCACCACUCCUGCCUGCUUCCUGCGGCCACCUACCCUGCCUGCUUCCUGCGGUCUCCUACCACCACUCCUGCCUGCUUCCUACGGCCUCCUGCCUGCUUCCUACGGCCUCCUGCCUGCUUCCUGCGGCUUCCUACGGCCUCCUGCCUGCUUCCUGCGGCCUCCUGCCACCACUCCUGCCUGCUUCCUGCGGCCUCCUGCCACCACUCCUGCCUGCUUCCUGCGGCCUCCUGCCACCACUCCUGCCUGCUUCCUGCGGCCCCCACCACUACCUACCCUGCCUGCUUCCUGCGGCUUCCUGCCACCACUCCUGCCUGCUUCCUGCGGCCCCCUGCCACCACCUACCCUGCCUGCUUCCUGCGGCCUCCUGCAACCACCUACCCUGCCUGCGUCCCCCACCACCACCUACCCUGCCUGCGUCCCCACCACCACCUACCCUGCCUGCGUCCCCCACCACCACCUACCCUGCCUGCGUCCCCCCCCCCCCCCCCCCCCCCCCACUUCAACAACAAUAAGCCGUCUAAGAUUGUAUGUUUGGAGCUCCUCCCCCCCGGUCGUUCCUCUGCUGUGUCUGAUAAAGCUCCUGCCUACCAUAGCCUCAUAGCCACAGAGUUGUCCAGUCAGUCUGCCUGCCUGGGAUAGCCAUUGAUCCACCACCUCGAUCUGCUCCUCUGCCUGCCCCAGUGUUGCAGAUUCCAAAGAUGUGACCUACCAUGUUGUUAUCGUCGUAGGGCUUUUACGUUUACACGGUUUUUCCUUUUUCGUUACCUUGUGGUUUUUGGUUAGUUCUUUGUGACAGAUGGGCGUUGGAGCUGCCUGCAUGGGAGAUGGUGAUGACAAGAGGUGUGGGGUGAGGGCCUGGUGGAGCGGAGGGAGGAGUCACACAUCGUUCGAUCAGCAGACCAGUAAUGGGAAUGCCUCAACACGGUUAAAACUCUAGACCAUGUAGACCAUUCCACUGGCUGACUGACCGUCAUAGUACUGUAGGAGACUAGACCAUUCCACUGGCUGACUGACCGUCAUAGUACUGUAGGAGACUAGACCAUUCCACUGGCUUGGAGGAGACGCCACUGGCUGACUGACCGUCAUAGUACUGUAGGAGACUAGACCAUUCCACUGGCUGACUGACCGUCAUAGUACUGUAGGAGACUAGACCAUUCUACUGGCUGACUGACCGUCAUAGUACUGUAGGAGACUAGACCAUUCCACUGGCUGACUGACCGUCAUAGUACUGUAGGAGACUAGACCAUUCCACUGGCUGACUGACCGUCAUAGUACUGUAGGAGACUAGACCAUUCCACUGGCUGACUGACCGUCAUAGUACUGUAGGAGACUAGACCAUUCUACUGGCUGACUGACCGUCAUAGUACUGUAGGAGACUAGACCAUUCCACUGGCUGACUGACCGUCAUAGUACUGUAGGAGACUAGACCAUUCCACUGGCUGACUGACCGUCAUAGUACUGUAGGAGACUAGACCAUUCCACUGGCUGACUGACCGUCAUAGUACUGUAGGAGACUAGACCAUUCUACUGGCUGACUGACCGUCAUAGUACUGUAGGAGACUAGACCAUUCCACUGUCUGACUGACCGUCAUAGUACUGUAGGAGACUAGACCAUUCCACUGGCUGACUGACCGUCAUAGUACUGUAGGAGACUAGACCAUUCCACUGGCUGACUGACCGUCAUAGUACUGUAGGAGACUAGACCAUUCCACUGGCUGACUGACCGUCAUAGUACUGUAGGAGACUAGACCAUUCUACUGGCUGACUGACCGUCAUAGUACUGUAGGAGACUAGACCAUUCCACUGGCUGACUGACCGUCAUAGUACUGUAGGAGACUAGACCAUUCCACUGGCUGACUGACCGUCAUAGUACUGUAGGAGACUAGACCAUUCCACUGGCUGACUGACCGUCAUAGUACUGUAGGAGACUAGACCAUUCCACUGGCUUGGAGGAGACGCCUGGCUGACUGACCGUCAUAGUACUGUAGGAGACUAGACUAUUCCACUGGCUGACUGACCGUCAUAGUACUGUAGGAGACUAGACCAUUCCACUGGCUGACUGACCGUCAUAGUACUGUAGGAGACUAGACCAUUCUACUGGCUGACUGACCGUCAUAGUACUGUAGGAGACUAGACCAUUCCACUGGCUGACUGACCGUCAUAGUACUGUAGGAGACUAGACCAUUCCACUGGCUGACUGACCGUCAUAGUACUGUAGGAGACUAGACCAUUCCACUGGCUGACUGACCGUCAUAGUACUGUAGGAGACUAGACCAUUCCACUGGCUUGGAGGAGACGCCACUGGCUGACUGACCGUCAUAGUACUGUAGGAGACUAGACCAUUCCACUGGCUGACUGACCGUCAUAGUACUGUAGGAGACUAGACCAUUCCACUGGCUUGGAGGAGACGCCUGGCUGACUGACCGUCAUAGUACUGUAGGAGACUAGACCAUUCCACUGGCUGACUGACCGUCAUAGUACUGUAGGAGACUAGACCAUUCCACUGGCUGACUGACCGUCAUAGUACUGUAGGAGACUAGACCAUUCCACUGGCUGACUGACCGUCAUAGUACUGUAGGAGACUAGACCAUUCCACUGGCUGACUGACCGUCAUAGUACUGUAGGAGACUAGACCAUUCCACUGGCUGACUGACCGUCAUAGUACUGUAGGAGACUAGACCAUUCUACUGGCUGACUGACCGUCAUAGUACUGUAGGAGACUAGACCAUUCCACUGGCUGACUGACCGUCAUAGUACUGUAGGAGACUAGACCAUUCUACUGGCUGACUGACCGUCAUAGUACUGUAGGAGACUAGACCAUUCCACUGGCUGACUGACCGUCAUAGUACUGUAGGAGACUAGACCAUUCCACUGGCUGACUGACCGUCAUAGUACUGUAGGAGACUAGACCAUUCCACUGGCUUGGAGGAGACGCCUGGCUGACUGACCGUCAUAGAUGCAUGUUAGUGUAGGUGACUGAUGGGUUAAAGUGACCUGUUAAUAUAAUAUAUGUUUUGCAAUAAUGUAUUGAUGAUUUCAAUAGUUUGUUCCCUUUUCGUUUGUGUUCUUUUUCAAUCUGCUGAUGCUAUUGUGAAAGUGUGACUUGCUGUGGUUAAAAUUAGCCUCAUCUGGCACUGAGAAUGAUGGUCUACCACUGACUUGUUGGGGAUAUAUCCGUUCCUUCACGCCCUGUUGUCCCCCCCCCCACUGUGAUACACAACUGACUGGACGGAGGGAGGAGGAGUUUAUGCUGUGGAGUUUCACUUUUUGAUCUGGUGAAGGUCCUCAGAUCGUCCCCCCCCAGAGAGAGGAGAGGAGGGGACACUGCCUGUCUGUGAAGUCAUCUGCCCUUUCUGCAAAUUAACCACAUCCAUCCUCCUCUCCGGGCCUUGGCCCUGUGCGAGUUGCCCGGCUGGAUCUCAGGCAGCGCUGAGGGGUUUGCAUAGACUGUUGAUUCAGACUAGCAAUAUUUUAAUCCAACGUUGCCAUUUUAAAAGGAAAACAACAACAAGCAAACAUAAACAAGGUAUUCUGGCUGAUAUGGGGACCCCGGGAGAGGGGGCUUCACUACCCCAGUAUCACCCACGCUGACUGACUGCUGCUGGGGAGCUUGAUGCAUUAAACAGUAUGACUGAUGGGUUUUAAUGUGGACAUGUUUUCCUUCCUGUUUUUGGAAGAUCCAGGCAUUUAUUUGUUUGUGAGCCAAAUAUUCAAUAUAAUAUAUAAAUAUAUAUACUCUUUCAAGAUUUCAGAUCUGCCUUCCAAUACCUUGACAAGCACAAACUCUAUUUACUUAUUAAUCUUUAAAAAAAAUAUUUAAAAAUCCCUUUGUCAUUUCCACUUGUUUUUAAGAGUAUAAUUUUUAAAUAGUAUUAUUAUUAUUAUUAUAAUAAUUUUUUUAGCUAUCUUAGAGACAACGUGUUAAAGGACAAGGUCAGAGCACUAACGUGGAAGUGUGUGGUUAAAUGGUAUGUGUUCUAACUUAAAGGCAACUUAACUUGGGGCAGGUCUUGUUGUUAGGCCGUGCUAACUAAUGGUGUUGUAAAAGAUGAAGUGUUGUAUGCUGCAUAGCUUCAGUGUGAAAGCUUCUCGAUAAUCGGCUUGUUUUGAAGACAAAAUAAUGUUAUAACUCCCUGUUGUAAAACAUCUCUAGUGACCUGACAAGACAGACGCUCUGGCUUUGUCCCCCUGGCUGAGCUGACUGUACUUUUUACAGUGAUGAUCAGGACAGGAAGGGGUUGGAGACAAAGAUGGAGGAGUAAGUGUUUGGUAGAGUGAUACACUGUUAAAACAUCCCAGAAGGUACCCUAAGUAGUGCACUACUUUUGACCAGGGCCCAUAGGGGCUAGUGCACUAUAUUGGGUCUCUGUGCUCAUCUUUGACUUCCAAAACAGAAUGUUGUUGAGGUGUUUAAAAAAAAAAACCAGUUAGUCCGGGUGUCUUUUGUAAGUGUUGUGUGUGAAUAGGGGGGGGGGGACUCCUUUCUAUUCCCAACUACCCCAAUAAGCACUGCGAGGCGGAUGUACCUUUUCGGAUGGACAUUUUGCUGUCUUGUGUAAAAGGACCUUGCCAUGUUUUCUAUAGCGAAUGUGAGUCUCUUUGUGACAUGUGUUACCUACCACCUUUUAAAAGAAGAAAAAGAAAAAAGCCAUCUUGAUGAGUUUAAAGUAAAAACCCACAGCUUUGAGAGUUAAUCUGUGUACAUAUCUUGCCACUAACAUAUAAAUAUUGUGAGUUUAAAACGAGAAAAAAAAAAAACUAUCACUCAGGGCCUCUCAGUAUAUAAGAAUAAAGGAAAACAGUCUGUUCUAAUUUGACAGAUGACAUGAAAAGGUUGGUGGUGGAUAUGAUUUUCUUGGUUGUUUUCCUCAGGCCUCGCAUAUUUUUAAUGUAGUCAAUUAAGGUAAUAAUAAUACUAAUGUUGUUUUUUUGCCAGAGUAGUGGAUAUUACAUCAUAUAAAUUACAAAUUUAGUUUGUGUUCUUGAACAACCACACGACGUACAGACAUGCAUAUUUACAUAACGGUUGUGAUCCCAUUUUUAAACGUGCCAUUGAUGCACACUAUCCUACCUAAAACUACAAAGGUGUUUGCAUGAUUUAAAAAAUAAAAACCAAUUGUGUAUUUCCAGUGAAAGAUAUCUAGCCAUGGGGGACGGUGGACUAUUUAACGAUGCACAAUAAGCAUGCAUGUCCUACCAAGUCCCAACUGGUUUUUAGCUAGCUCUAGUCGGCUUCGGGUUUCGUUCUUCAGUUCUUCUUCUUCCGUCACUGCUCAGCUGAUAACUGCCAUGCGUUGUACUGCACACGUUUGUAACCCAAUUGAACGACUACAAGAUUUUAAAAAGUUGCCUGGACUUGGAACUGGGGAGAAAUCCAGGAUUUUAAAAGUUAUAAUAUGUAUGUAUUAUAAUAUUUAUGCUAUGUUGUUAUUGCCUAAAACAUGUCUAGAACCUAGUUCACUGAAAGCCAUAGUGAACAACGAUCUGCUUUAGGUAUGAUGCUGUUUUGACAUGACGAUCUGAUCGGAUGGAUACUUAUUAAAGCAUGUUGCUAAUAUGCUAAUAGCCUUUCAAAUAGUGAUGUUACAUUUUAAAGAACACUUUGUUAGUCAAACUAAUAACCUAACUCUCAAUGUAGAUUUGACAUCCGAGAGACACCAGCGGGAGGCUGCCGAGGGAGAGAACUAAGCUCGUAAUUAUGUCUGGGACGGAAUCGAUCACAUGGUUACGUUGUCUGAUUCCGCUCCAGCCAUUACAACAAGCCCGUCCUCCCUAAUUAAGGUGCCACCAACCUCCUGUGCUAGAUACCUUUUAUUCACUUAUUGAAACAUUAGCACCAUGGUGUGUGUGUGUGGGGGGAGGCAGGUUUUAAUGACCAUAUUGUGUUUUUAUUUUUUUUCUUCUGUCCCAAAUACCAGAAAACCUCAUGUAAAGUCAAGUAACUUCAAAACAUACAAUUUUAAAUAGAAUCUUGUAGUCUUUCUGUAAUCCAAUUAUUGAAUGAUCUCACAGCUUGUGUGGUGCAAAGGAAGAGAGAAAAAAAGGAAACAUAAAAAUGUUUUGAAUAAAAUGCUGUUCCAAUAAUAAAAACAGCUAAAAUAAUUUAUUUAGGAUUUGAUUUAUUUUAUUUGCGUCGUAGAUUCACUGUUUUCCAAUGAUGUGUUGCUGGGUGAUGGGAAUAGUGGUCUGUUUAUUGAUUCCUCCAGCUUCUAGGGGGGCUCCCACCCAACAGGCCAGGGGCAUCUGAAACAGAUGUUUGCUUUGGUACGUGCACAUUUUACAGUUACCUCAUGUUUGGAUUUUAAAAAAUUAAUAAAAUGCUUAUAUAUAUAUAUAUAUAUAUAAAUAUAUAGGGGAAAUGUUCUGAAUGCUAUAAUUUUUUCAUUCCAUUGGAAUCAUUGUUUGUAGGACUUAACUAGUUAUAGUCUAUAUAUACACACACACACCUGUAUACUGAUUGACAUUUUUCAGAUUUGUACUUUUUUAAAAUGAAAAAGUUGCUAGUUCUGCUUUACCGAGUCGUGCGAUCAUAUUUUUUUUUUAAUAGUUGUGGCUGAUUUGAGAGUAGUUCACUAAUAAAUGUAUACCAAUAU